Drosophila busckii is the source of this 1772-nucleotide messenger RNA. It is a transcript of the gene Task7, whose product is annotated as two pore potassium channel protein sup-9. The record is from RefSeq and is a predicted model, not a curated record. Gene Ontology annotation, molecular function: potassium ion leak channel activity. Lineage: Eukaryota; Metazoa; Arthropoda; Insecta; Diptera; Drosophilidae. Gene Ontology annotation, biological process: stabilization of membrane potential; potassium ion transmembrane transport. Gene Ontology annotation, cellular component: membrane. The coding region runs from base 362 to 1426 and encodes 354 amino acids. The transcript is spliced from 5 exons.
GCCUGUAAAAAGAAACGGUUUUUUCGCUAUUUUGCAAAAUUAAAUUGCAGCUGUAUAGGAUAAAUCCAACAUAUUAAACUGGCAGAAAUGCUAACAUCAGUCUGAGCUCUUAUUAUUACUUGUAUAUAGACAACUGCUCGUAAAUCAGGCGCUCAGAAGUAGAAAAUUGUGGAUGCUGCGUUCUCGUUCGCAGCCUUAUCGAUUUUAACAGUGUCCCUUAUCCACACAUGCAACAAAUGCUUAAGGCUUUCGCACGCUUGGAAGAAAUUGACCGUUAAGUUUCUUGCAGCAUUAAUUGGUGUAUUUUAAUGCUAAUUGAGAAUUACGCGGUACAGUUUUCGAAUUUGUUGUCCAUUGCAUCAUGAAGCGGCAAAAUGUUAGAACGUUGUCCUUGGUAGUAUGCACAUUUACCUAUUUGCUCAUCGGAGCGGCAGUCUUCGACUCGCUUGAAUCAGCUACUGAAGCGAAGCGUUGGGAAUUUUUGCAAGCGGUGAAGAACAAUUUUGUAACAAAAUACAAUGUGAGUGCCGAAGACUACCGGAUGAUCGAAAUAGUAAUAAUCGAGAACAAACCACACAAAGCUGGACCACAAUGGAAAUUCGCCGGUGCAUUUUAUUUUGCCACUGUUGUUCUGGCAAUGAUUGGCUAUGGACACUCCACUCCCACCACUGUAGCCGGAAAAUUGUUUACAAUGUUUUAUGCGAUGGUAGGAAUUCCUCUUGGGCUGGUUAUGUUCCAGUCGAUUGGUGAGCGUUUGAACAAGGUGGCCUCAGUGAUCAUUCGACGUGCAAAGCGAGCUAGUGGUGCGAAGUCUACUGAUGCCACCGAAAUGAACCUGAUGUUGGCCACGGGCAUGCUAUCAUCAAUAAUUAUUACAACAGGAGCAGCAGUGUUCUCUCGCUAUGAGGGCUGGAGCUAUUUUGAUAGCUUCUAUUACUGCUUUGUGACGCUGACAACAAUUGGCUUUGGAGACUAUGUGGCGCUGCAGAAUGACCAGGCGCUAACCAGCAAACCCGGAUACGUAGCAUUAAGCUUGGUAUUUAUACUCUUCGGAUUGGCCGUUGUGGCCGCUAGCAUUAAUUUGUUGGUACUGCGUUUCAUGACAAUGCAAGCUGAGGAUGCUAAGCGUGAUGAGGAGGAGGCACAGCAUCAAGCAAUUAUUAACCAGGCUCUCGCCUUUGAUGAUAAUGGCAAGCUAUUGGAACACUACUGUAUUACAGAAAAUGAUGAGAGAGCUUCCAAUUGUCCUUGUACCUGUAUGGAUGGAACGCGCUGUCAUAAUCAUCAGAAUGAUAUUUUUGUUGAUGAGGUUUUGUUUGAUUAUCCGGUUUUAUUUAUUGAUCCUGUUAUUUUUGUUGAUGAGGAAAUGCUAGAGCCAGAAGACAUAGUAGAGAGCCCUAUUUGCAUAAAGCGUGCUUCCGUCUAAUUACACUUACGAUUAGUACACGAUCAAAAAUCUCACACACUCGUGAUACAAAGCGUUGCCAAAACUUAGUACCCACUUAGAUAAAUCAACCACCCAAAAUACUUGAUGGUUGUUACACAUACACAAAGCUCAUACUUGUCAUUUUACCCUCGUAAUAUAAGCGGUGAUAUAUAUUGUUUAUGAUUAUUUUAAAUAUGAGAAUUUAUAUAUAAAUUGUAGCUCACAUAAUACCAGAGCUCGUCUUCUCCCAAACUCCCAGAUUCUUUACUUUAUUAAUGCAUAACUGCGCCUAAUAUUUUACUCUAAAAUAUACUUAUGUGUGUAGUAAAAACGGAAUAAAAUUCGA